Molecule: messenger RNA, 1031 nt
Organism: Nematostella vectensis (starlet sea anemone)
Lineage: Eukaryota; Metazoa; Cnidaria; Anthozoa; Actiniaria; Edwardsiidae
Product: neuronal pentraxin-1
Exons: 3
Coding region: 51-893 (280 amino acids)
Source: RefSeq, a predicted model, not a curated record
AUAAAGUGACCUGACUAUUUCGGAGAUCCUCCUAAACGGCCCGUACAAGCAUGGCUCCUGGCGGCCUUCAUUCAGUUUUAUUCUACGUUCUCUGCCUCGCUGUUCACUCUCACUGCGGCGUACUUCAAACAUACAGAAGGGCGAACGCCACAAAGGUGUACGUCAGCGGCGAAAACAACCAUGUGACGAUCUCAAUGGAGGGCGAAUCGAGAGUGGUUAAAAAGCUCCAAAGCGACAUGAAAAGACUUCAAAACAAGUUACAGGCGCUGGAAGACAUAGUGAAUCCAGCGUUUGACCUCAAGUUCCCGCGAAAAAGUACUUCUGAUUACGUCAUUAUCAGAGAAAUACCCACAAUGCAAGCAGCGACGGUAUGCCUUUGGAUAAACACCGCUGACAAGACGAACGAAGGCACACCAUUCAGUUACGCUACAACGUCAAGAGACAACGAAUUCAUUAUCAUUGAUUACAGAGAUGUGGUUAUAUGGAUUGCCCAAAAUACAACUCGGACUGGAAUCGCAGUAAACGACGGUCAAUGGCACCACCUUUGCGUGACAUGGGAGAACACCGCUGGCAGCUGGAGGUUGUACAAGGACGGGAGAGUGGCUAAAAGCGGCACAGGGCUGAGUCAAGGGGAGCAGAUCGACGGCGGAGGUGCAGUCGUACUGGGGAACGAGCAAGACAUGCUUGGCGGGGGUUUUCACCAGACACAGUCGUUUAUUGGUGAGAUGAGUAGAGUGAAUAUGUGGAGGAGAGAGCUAAGCUCGUCUGAGAUUGCUAGAAUGUCAGCGGAUUGCACUGAAGGCGCGGGUGAUGUGUUUGAUUGGCGUGACGUCAUUAGGGGUGCACGGGGACUCGUGGAGGCCAAGAGGCCGUCCACAUGUCAUGCUGUUUGAACCAUUUGACGACAGAAAACAAAAUUAUGACUAAAUUACUGUUUGGAAAAAACGAAAGUUAACCACUUUGGUCAGUUUUUUAACUUCCUGUAGUUGUACAACAACCUUGAAUAAUUUGAAUAAAAGACUGGAAAGGAA